This is a messenger RNA of Nannospalax galili (Upper Galilee mountains blind mole rat), 4603 nucleotides long. It is a transcript of the gene Tex14, whose product is annotated as testis expressed 14, intercellular bridge forming factor. Bases 205 to 4365 code for a protein of 1386 amino acids. Gene Ontology annotation, cellular component: intercellular bridge; midbody; kinetochore. Gene Ontology annotation, molecular function: protein binding; protein kinase activity; ATP binding. Gene Ontology annotation, biological process: intercellular bridge organization; male meiotic nuclear division; mitotic sister chromatid separation. The record is from RefSeq and is a predicted model, not a curated record. Lineage: Eukaryota; Metazoa; Chordata; Mammalia; Rodentia; Spalacidae. The transcript has 30 exons.
GCAGUUCAGAACGCUCUGUUGAAUGUGAAAAAUAUCCUGAAAGAGAACACGACAUACUUCGGGCAAGUGGUAUCGUUGAGAACAGCACCAAAAGAAAAGUCCGGAACCAAGGAAAGCGACUCGCCGUGAACAAGAAGAAUUUAUGUUGAUGCUGUUAAUACCCUGGGCCAGUCAGCACUUUUUGUUGCAGCCUUAUUAGGCCACAUGAAAUUAGUUGAUGUUCUGGUGGAUUAUGGAUCAGACCCAAAUCACCGCUGCUUUGAUGGGAGCACUCCUGUCCAUGCAGCAGCAUUUUCAGGCAACCAGUGGAUCCUCAGUAAACUACUGGCUGCAGGAGGUGACCUGAGACUCCAUGAUGAGAAGGGUCGAAACCCUCAGACCUGGGCUUUAGCAGCAGGAAAGGAUUGUAGCACCCAGAUGGUGAAGUUCAUGCAACGUUGCACUUCACACAUGAAGGCCAUCAUUCAGGGCUUCUCCUAUGACCUCCUAAAGAAGAUAGACUCUCCUCAGCAGCUUAUCUGCAGCGCCCCCUGGUUUGGGAACUUUAUGCAGGGAAGCCCUAAUAGUUCUCCUAACAGACAGCUUAAACCUGGAAUCAUUUCUGCCCUAAAUAUCUACAGCUUUGGCUUUGGAAAGUUUUAUCUCACAGCAGGGAUGCAGCUCACUUAUCCAGGAUCUCUUCCAGUAAUUGGAGAAAAGGAAGUGAUUCAAGCUGAUGAUGAGCCUACCUUCUCUUUCUUCAGUGGCCCCUACAUGGUCAUGACCAACCUGGUGUGGAACAAGAGCAGAGUCACAGUAAAGGAGCUGAAUCUCCCUACUCAUCCUCACUGUAGCAAUCUGAGGCUGGCCGACUUGUUGAUUGCUGAGCAGGAACACAGCAGCAACCUUCGGCACCCCAACCUGCUGCAGCUGAUGGCUGUGUGCUUGUCCCAGGACCUGAAGAAAAUCCGCCUGGUUUAUGAACGCAUCACAGUUGGCACACUGUUCAGUGUCCUCCAUGAACGAAGGUCCCAGUUCCCGGUGCUGCACAUGGAAGUGAUUGUGCACUUGCUGCUCCAGAUUGCUGAUGCAUUAAUAUACCUCCAUUCUCGAGGGUUUAUCCAUCGCUCCCUCAGCUCCUAUGCUGUUCACAUUGUCUCUGCAGGGGAAGCAAGGCUGACCAACCUGGAAUACAUGAUGGUAAGCCAGGACAGUGGUGUACACAGGGACAUGACUCAAGUGCCCCUCCCCAUCCAGCUGUACAACUGGGCAGCACCAGAAGUGAUUUUACAGAAUGCAGCCACUGUGAAGUCAGACAUCUACAGCUUUUCCGUGAUCAUACAAGAGAUUUUAACAGACAGCAUACCCUGGAAUGGCUUGGAUGGCUCACUUAUUAAAGAAACCAUAGUUUUGGGAAAUUAUUUAGAAGCUGAUGCCAGGCUUCCAGACCCUUACUAUGAUAUUGUUAAGUCAGGCAUUCAUGUCAAGCAGAAAAAUAGAACUAUGAACCUACAAGAUAUUCGGUAUAUCCUGAAGAAUAAUUUAAAGGAGUUUAUUGGAACCCAGAGAACUCAGCCACCUGAGAGCCCCAGAGUACAGAGAUAUGAACCCCAUACCGAUGGUAAUACAUGUCUAAGACUGACUUCAGAAUAUCAAAAAGAUGCUCCAGACUUGGAUAUCAAGGAGCUAAAGGAGAUGGGCAGUCAGCCCCAUUCACCAAGGAGUCACUCUUUUCCUACUGAGAAAACAACACUAGCUCCUCAGGUCCUGGAUCCAAGUCUGUCAGCCCAGGAACAUCAGAAUCCAAAUGUUCCUUCUUCUCUUGCUUCAUGUUUGGAAGAAGAAGCCAGAAACUCCACUUCAAGUCAGGCCAGCCUCUGCAGCUUUGAGAUCAAUGAAAUCUACUCAGGCUGCUUGAACUUGCAUGCUGACAAAGAGGAAGAACACCCAGAAACUGUUUCAUCUCUUGAAGAGGGUAAUAAACCAAACCAGGUAGAUGAACUACCAUCCCUGGAAGAAGAGCUGGAUAGGAUGGAGAGAGAAUUGCAUUGUUUUUGUGAGGAGGACAAGAGCUUUUCAGAAGUUGACACAGACUUCUCCUUUGAGGAUGGGGACUGGCAAAGUGAUUCGUUUAGUUCCCUUAGCCUGCCUCAGCCAACCAGAGAAGCCAAGGGCAAAAUGAGCAGCUGGUCAAAAACUGAUGAGUAUGUCAGUAAGUGUGUGCUGAAUCUAAAGAUUUCACAGGUGAUAAUGCAACAGAAUGCUGAGUGGCUGAAGAAACUUGAUCAAGAAAUAGAUGAACUUGAGUUGGGACAGAAAGAGCUGGAUAAGCAAUGCAGGAUUUUGUGGGAUGUUUCAGAAAGAUUUUCAAAUGCCAAGAUCCCUUUAGCUGUGGGCCCUCCAUCAUUGACUUACCAUUCUCCUGUCAUGCAGUUAUCAGAACCCCAGCAGUCAGAAAACUGUGACAGGUGGUCAACCAUGGCAAGAUCUCCAAAAACAGUGAGAGACUUCCAAGGGGACCAUUUUGGCAAAAGGCCAGAGAAACAAAGUGAUUGUAGCCAGAAACCAUUCACCCAAGUUUCUGAAGAAAGCAACAGGGACCAAUCAGAGACAAGCAAUCAGCUGUCAACUCUUGGUGGUCUUGGAAAGCAGAACACAGAUGAACAGUUACCAUCUACUGAAGGAUCCAAGGAGAGUUUGGAAAGAAGCAGGAACCAAAAUAGUAGGAUUAAUAUGGAAUCUGUGUCUUCUGAAAUCUAUAAUACAAAGUCAAGAUAUAAUGAAGAUGAUGGAGAGGUACAUUUAAAAUGGAAAAUAGCUGUGAAAGAAAUGGCAGAGAAGGCAGUUUCUGGGAAGCUCCCAGUAUCUCCUUGGAAUUCUCAGAAUAGUUUGCCUUUAAAUCAUGAGGUUGAAAAUGAGACCGCUCUUCUGCCACAGCCCCCAGUUAGAGGUCCCGAGAACAUAGAUUGGCAGCAUGUUGUAGACUAUCACAGGGAAAAUGAAGAGCCAGAAGGAAAUAUGAAGUUUGGCAAAAUGGACAACAGUGACUAUAACAGGGACAAGCAUAGAAGACGACAGCCAAGCCUUCAAAGCUUCACCAGUAUUGGGCACCUGUCCUUUAGAAAACAUGAGCAGCUGCAGCAUAGUGAAGCCUCUCAAGCAAGUUGUGACACAUCAGUGGGGAAUGAGAAAUUUUGCAGUACCUCAAGUCCCAUAGAAGAGAACUUUGAAGGAAUCCAUAGUUCUUUUGCCCAACCUCAAAGCUAUGUUGAAGAGAAGUUCCAAAUAAGAGAAAUCUUUGGAAAGAAUGCUGAGAUUUUGACUGAGCCUCGGUUCCAACCUACGCAAUGUAUUGAAGAUGAACAAGAACAGACAUUAAAGGAGGCACCAAAGGAACUGAAAGAGAAAGACAUAUCACUGACAGACAUCCAAGACCUGUCCAGUAUCUCCUAUGAACAAGAUGGCUAUUUUAAGGAAACCUCAUGCAAAACACCCAAAUUAAACCAUGCACCUACUAGUGUCAGUACUCCACUCAGCCCAGAGUCAAUUUCUUCAACUGCUAGUCACUAUGAAGACUGCCUUGAAAAUAGCACAUUCCAAGUUAAAACAGGAUCUACUCUUUGUUGGAAUAGUCAAGAAUCUAUGAGAACUUUGUCUGUUAAAUUUACAACUGUCCGAGAGAGAGCUAAGAGCCUAGAGUCUCUCCUUGCUUCUUCUAGAACUCUACCUGCAAGACAGAUUGAUCCUAAAAAAAUGUCUGCAUGUGCUUUGGCUGCUGCUUCUAACAUUUCUAUAGCAUCUGUGACAUCAACCCAUGCCACCCAGAGAAAAAGCCUGCCCAGAGAACUAGUGGAAGCCACCCCACAGCAUCAUAUUGAUGAGCUUCCACCACCAGCUCAGGAGCUACUUGAUGAAAUUGAGCAUCUGAAGCAGCGGCAGGUCUUAUCCAUGGAGUCACAGGAGAACACAGCACAUGAUUUGAGCGUUACUGAAAAUGAUCAAAAGCAUUUGGAUGAACAAGAAACUGACAGUAGUAAAGAUAGCAGUUUCCUUUCUACCAAAGACAUUCAAGAUCUAGAAGAAGACACAGAAAGAGCUCAUUCUUCUCUUGAUGAGGACCUGGAAAGAUUGCUGCAGUCACCUGAGCAGAGCAUGGAGUUACUGGACCCCUCCAAGGGCUCUACAAGGGAGACAAAAAACAAGGAUCAAGAAGUUGUUGAACAGAAGAGAAAAAGGAAAGAAAGUACCAAGACAGAGAGAAGGAAAUCAGACAGCUUUUUAGGAACUUCUGAAGAAGAUGAACUAAAACCCUGUUUUUGGAAGCGACUGGGUUGGUCUGAACCUUCCAGGAUAAUUGUCCUGGAUCAGAGCGACUUGUCAGACUGACUGGAACUGUACUGUAGAUGGAUUCCAGCCCGAAUUUGAGCAUCCUUGUUUGUGACCUCCUUUUCUUUUCUCAUCUGCUUCAGUUGCCAUGAGGACAGUGAUUCCAGUUCUGUAACUCACACUUUAUUCUGCUGCCACUGUAGACAAGAUAAUGUGACCCUAUCUGUGGCAAUUCACUUAACCAUUUGUUUUAAAUCAUAUUUCUGAAAAGUGAAAGGUGACUGCAAUUGUAAACAUG